Lecanosticta acicola is the source of this 924-nucleotide messenger RNA. The record is from the annotation of a GenBank genome assembly. NCBI's taxonomy places the organism in Eukaryota, Fungi, Ascomycota, Dothideomycetes, Mycosphaerellales, Mycosphaerellaceae.
AUGGCGACAGAUCCUACGAGAGUGGCCAUCGUCGGCGCGGGAACGAUCGGUCUAUCUUUUGCGGCGCUACAUCUCACGAAAGACCCCCAUUGCGAAGUCAUCAUCCACGACACGAGGCCCGAUCUACAGGAAUACGUUUCGUCGCACCUUCCUGGAUAUCUCCUCGAUGUCGACAGGGAGGCUUGCACGAGGCGGCUGUCAUUCGCUUCGGAGGUCGAAGAGGCAGUGAAAGAGGCAAGCAUUGUACAGGAGCAAGGACCGGAGAAUGCAUCGUUCAAGAUCAAGAUAUGGCCGGAGAUCGAACAAUAUGCACCCAAAGAUGCGCUUUUCUGGUCGAGUACCUCGGGCAUACCGGCAAGUGAGCAGAGCAAAGGCAUGAAGGACAAGAGCCGCCUCGUGGUGGUCCAUCCAUACAACCCACCACAUAUCAUGCCUCUGCUUGAGGUAGUCCGCUCCCCGGAUACCUCUGACGAUGUGGUCGAACGCACCUUAGCUUUCUGGAGAAGACUCGGACGGACACCAGUGGUAGUGCAGAAAGAAUGCACAGGCUUCGUCGCCAAUCGACUCGCAUUCGCCCUCUUCCGAGAGGCCUGCAGCCUGGUCACCCAAGGUGUUGUUGGCGUGGAAGACCUCGACGAGAUCGUGCGGGCAUCGAUGGGUCCAAGAUGGACCGUAGCUGGCCCGUUCAAGGCAUAUCAUGCUGGGGGUGGAGAAGGAGGCCUGAAGAGCUUCAUGGAGAAGAUUGGUGGAACCGUGCAGGAUUGCUGGGAGGCAAGCGAUGCUGAUGUUCAGAAAGGAAAUAUACGAGUCGGAGAGGAUUGGCAAGAGGAGGUCUGCAGGCAAACCCAGAAGGCUUAUUGUGUUACUGAUACCGCGGAGCGAGACCAAAAGACAAGAAAGGUUCUGAAUGCCGUGAAGGAGUAA